Messenger RNA from Mytilus trossulus (common blue mussel), 1641 nucleotides. RefSeq lists its product as uncharacterized. The transcript has a single exon. Gene Ontology annotation, molecular function: zinc ion binding; protein binding. The coding region runs from base 1 to 1641 and encodes 546 amino acids. Lineage: Eukaryota; Metazoa; Mollusca; Bivalvia; Mytilida; Mytilidae. The record is from RefSeq and is a predicted model, not a curated record.
AUGGCCCAAAAUCUUGCUGUCUGCGAAUUUUGUGAUUUAUCUAUUAAAACAACUGCAUGGAAGUGCAUAAACUGUGAUUUAAUUCUGUGUGAAAAUUGUAAGACAAAAAGACAUUCUAAAAUCAAAGGAUCUGAGGAGCAUAGUGUUAUUAUGUUAAAACAGAUGGGAACAUUGGAAGCAAAAGAUAGUGUUCGAAAGUUAGAACUAGCAAAUAUCAUAUGCUCUUCGCAUAAAGAAGAGAAAUGUACUGCAUAUUGUAAAAGUUGUUCCAAGAAAUUGUGUACUUUUUGUGCUGUUGAAGAAAACCACAUUGGUCAUCAAAUUUUGAAUUUUGAGACUUUUUAUAAAGAAAAAGUAUCUGAACUUACCAGUUUGAAUAAUAAAAUGAAAGAGGAUUUACCGUUUUUUAUUAAAAACAUGAACAAAAUGGAAAAAAUUUGUCAGGAAGGAAAUGACAAUUAUAACAAAGCAAAGCAGCAAAUAAUUCAACGAGAGAAAGAUAUUAAAGAAAAAGCUACCCAGGACGCAGAAGUGCUCUCUCGUGAACUUGAUAUUUUGUUGAAACCUCAGAAUGAAACUUUCAACCAAACAAAGGAAACUUUACAGAAAAAUGUUGAUUACUUGGAGGAGACAACAGCCAUAAUAGAUAAAAUGCUCCUCUCAAAUGAUGUUAAACAAGUCCUCGACACAUCGUUUUUGAUAGAAAAAGAAUUGCCUUCAAAGAAUAUUAAAGCUUUAGAUGUGUCUCUAAAAUCUCCGGUUGACUUGAUUGCUCCAGUGAUAUCUAUUAGAUUUGGAUCAUUGGUAAUGCCAAGACUAGCUAUUUUACAAAGUGUUCAGACUCCAUUGCAAAGACUCAAAUGCUUGGAAAGCUUUCAUGAUGGAACAUACAUAUCAAUAUUAAGUCCUCCUAGUAUAAGAGAUACACAUACGUCUUUACAGUACUUUGAAAUAAAGGGCUCAAACUAUGUCGAAAUAUGUAAAAGUGAUUUGGAAUUCAAAGCUUUUGGCAUGGAAAUUACUGAGAACAAUACAAUUUUACUUUUAUGUAUUGAUGAAAUAUUGUCUCGAUUUGAAAGUAAUGAAAUGGUGACCUUUUUCAAAUAUUCAACCGGAAGAACGAGAAAGAAAUUUACAAGUAUUUGUACACUUGCUAAAGGAACAGUACUACUAGGGUAUUCUAAUAAAGCAACCUACAUGCCUAAAUAUAAUGGUGUCGUAUUGCUUAAGGAUACAGGCGAAUCAACGAGGAGUUUUCAAUUUAACUCAAAUUACUGGGCCGACAAGAUUGCAGCAAGUAAACAUGGUACAUAUAUUAUAUCACAUCAAAGUUACAGAAAAACAGUUAAAAGACUAAGCUCCACCUUUCAAUCAACGUGGACUUACACUGGACAUAGCAGUUUUAUCUCAAGCAUCGAAUUUAAACCAAUUGACAUUGCAGUUUCUGCUUCAGGACUUAUUUAUGUGACAGAUGCUAGCACAAGUUCUAUUCAUGUUCUUACAUCAGACGGUGACUUUGUUGCAAACUAUGGUAAAGAACAUGGUAUUAUUGAUCCUGAAGUUCUCCAUAUUAAUAAAGAAGGGCAAUUGGUUAUAUGGUGUAAAGAUGGCACAAUACAUGUGGCUGAUAUAUCCUCAUAA